Messenger RNA from Ambispora gerdemannii, 984 nucleotides. The record is from the annotation of a GenBank genome assembly. NCBI's taxonomy places the organism in Eukaryota, Fungi, Glomeromycota, Glomeromycetes, Archaeosporales, Ambisporaceae.
UCUCUAGGGAAUGUGGUGGAACCUAAAACAAUCACGCAAGGUGGAAAGAACUUGCAAACGCAUCCUCCAUAUGGUGCAGACAUAUUAAGACUUUUGGUUGCGUCAUCUGAAUACACAACGGACGUAAACAUCGGAAAAACAUUUUUGAAUCAAGUGGUUGAUAGUAUGCGUAAAUAUCGUAAUACGGCACGCUUCAUGCUUGGAAAUUUGAAUGACUUUAAUUAUAAAGAUCAAGUGAAAAUUGAAUUGUUAAAACCGAUUGAUUGUUAUAUGUUACAUCAAGUAUACCUUUUCGGUGAACAAGUUAAUCAAGCAUAUGCAGAAUUUUCUAUAAGUCAAAUUGUUCAAGCGCUCAAUAAUUUUACGAAUGUCAACUUGUCUGCAUUUUACUUCGAAAUUGUGAAGGAUCGAUUGUACGCAGAUCACGCUAAUGGCUUGAGCCGGCGAGCUGUACAAACAGUCCUUUAUCAAAUAUUAAAUGUGUAUGCGCUAUCGCUUGCACCUAUUGUGCCACAUCUUGCCGAAGAAAUUUAUGAAAAUUACAAAAUAAUCGGACCUAUUUCACAUAAUAGUGUUUUUCAACUUGGCUGGUAUCAUUUGGAGAAGGAAUGGAAUAAUCCCUCGAUUGCAAGUGAAUUUGAGAUUUUAAGGGAUCUGCGAAAUGAAGUUAAUUAUUUGCUAGAAAUGGCUAGACGAGACAACUCUUUAGAGGCAAACGUGUACUUGCGUGUCAUCGACGAACAUUCGACGUUGAACAAGUUACUGAGAAAUCAAGAAUCCGAUCUGCCGUCAUUUUUCAUCACAUCCUCUGCAAAAUUAUUAACCAAUUCAGAACAUUUGGCUAUGGUCAAUUCCACUAAUUCGCAGGCAAAUAGUCAAUACGAAAAAAGAAUAAAAACAGUUAAUGGUACUGAGUGUGAUGUUUUGGUAAAGAAAGCGACAUUGAACAAAUGUCCUCGAUGUUGGAAUUACCUAGCAAUCAAU